UUCAAUUUGCUACUGUAGUCUGCAGUGAAAUCGGUUAGAACGCCGCAAUAUGAACUCCACUGCCACCCGCCAUCAAACAACAUUCCAGACAAUCAGACAGGUAGGAUUACAGAGGCAUACUCAAAAUGGGGACUGUCAGAUGGAGGAGGGGUGCUAGUGGAGUCUCUCAUCCUAUCGACGCUGCAUCAAGCUAGGCAGAGAGGUCUGUGAAGGGGCCCUCCUUUUUGCAAGAGCCAUGGAGAACAAGCUACAGAGGGACAAAACCAGGCCCAGCUACUUUGGCAACGUCAAGACCAGGCUGGGCUCCAAGCUGCCCUCAGGUGUCUCCCAGCCACCAGGCUUCAUUUCUUGCCCCUGGGAGACCCAGCCUCAGGCCUGCACAGCCCUGGAGGGCAGUAGCCAGUGCCACAACUACCACAGCGGUGCAAGCCGGCCUCUUGACCACGUUCCCCACAUCAGAAAUCCUCGCCUGCGGCAGUACUACCUUCAAGGCACGACUUGGGAACCAGGUGGCCUCACUGCCAAGCCCUUUGAGGAGAAACAACAGUCAUCUGGCAUAGCCAACAGUCUGCGCCUCCCUGAGGACACAGUUUUCAGCAUCACGUCAGAGUUCAACAACCCUGGAGCCUCAGACGUGACCAAGAUGAAUAGACCUCCUUCCUCUUUCUCCUGUUCCUCUCUCCUCUCCACUGCUUCCUCCUCCUCCCUGAUCUCCAGACAGCACCUCCGUGUUCCGAUGGGAAAGGCAUUCAACCAAGGUUCAUCCCCUCCUCCUCCUCCUCCUCCUCCUCCAACCAACCUUGACCAUAUUUUGGGACUGGCUCCAGAGCUGAAGAGCAACCCUGGGACUGUCUUUACUCCCCUGGCCUGUCCUCACUCCCCAUCCCCAGAUGUAGAGUAUGACAAACUCCUGGAUGUAGAGGCGGUGCCCAUGCCUGACGGACAGCUCUGUCUACUGGCCCUGCCCCCAGAGUGUUCCGAGGGGGAGGGGCCUGAGGCCAUGCCAUACCUCAAAUUGUUCUGCCGGUCCAUCACAGAUCGGAAGGGUGUUGUUUCUGGUAUUCUGCUGGUGACCGCCAAAAAGAUCUUUUUCGACCCAUGUAAGACCCACCCCCUUGUGAUGGAACAUGGCUGUGAGGAGUAUCUGCUGUCCUGCUCCGUGGAUGCCCUAGCCUCCAUCUCCUUCUUCUCAGACAUCUCCCAUGUGCACUUUAACACCUCCACACACAGGUGGAAAGGCAAGAAAACCACACCCAAGUCCAAACCUGUCUCUAGGCCCCAGGAUGGGAACACAGGGCAUAGUAGUCUUCCCCACCACAAGGGGGAGACUGUUCCAGCUCUGGUGUCAGCAGCCACCUCAAACCUGAGGAGCAGCCUGACCCUGAGCUUGAGCAAGGGGGGAUCUGAGGAAGAGGAGGAGGAGGGGGCGGACAGGGAGAGCAGGGACGAGGCCGAGAGGCAGCGAGAGGGAAGCCCUCUGGAGGAGCUGGCGGUACAGUCUGCAGGGCCCCUGGGGGUGGCUGUUUUAAGCAGUGCCGCUACCUUCUGUUGUGGAGGCCAGGAGACUGCUGGCAACAAAGUGAAAAUGGAGCUGGUGCAUCUGAAUGACAAGGAGAAAGAGUUCCAUUUGAAGAAUCAGACGAGCUCUUCCAGAACAUUCCCAGGUAGUUCUGGAGGACUGAUGUUUAUCCGGAUGCGUGUUCAUAGGUCGUCUGGCAAGAAAAAGAGUUUGGGUUCCAAAACCCUCCCAUGGAGAGACAACUGGUUUACUCUCUCGCAGGAGAGCUCCGAUGAGCUGUACGCUUACCUGAGCCACUGGAGACCUGAUCUGUGUAUCCUGGAGGGGGGGGUUGAGGAGGAGGAGGAGGAGGGGGAGGAAGAGGAGUUUGUUCUUGUCAACGAUAGGGAGGAGGAGGGUGAAGAAGAGGAGCUUGACAUGUCCCAGAAGUGUGGACGUAUGGUGGAGGAUUGGGAGAUGGUGUCUGCAGAGGAUGGUGGAGAGAGGUCAGCCAUGGUCAUAGACCCAGAGGGACUGGCUGAGAUUGUAGAGCAGAGUCGAAUCUUAGAGGCCUCACAUGUCAGAGAGUUGUCAGCAGAGCUGCCUCCCAGGACAGUGGGCCACCCUUGGAAGCUGGCCUACAGCACUUCUCAUCACGGCUCCAGCCUCAGAUCCCUCUACAGGAGGCUCAACGGAACUGACGCGCCCGUCCUUGUCAUUAUCAAAGACGCGCUCAACCAGGUGUUUGGUAGCUUCCUGUCCCACCCUCUGAGGCCCAGUGAGAAGUUCUAUGGUACAGGAGAGACCUUCCUCUUUAUGUUGCAUCCACGCUUCAAGUGUUUUAAGUGGACAGGAGAGAACUCAUUUUUCAUAAAGGGGGACUUGGACUCAUUUGCUAUUGGUGGAGGAAGUGGGCAUUUUGGUCUGUGGCUGGAUGAAACCCUGUACCUGGGCCGGAGCAGUCCCUGCUACACCUUCAACAACUGCUGCUUGUCAGAGACCGAUGACUUCCAGGUCAUGGAGCUGGAGGUGUGGACCUUCUGCUGAUGGAAGAGGGAACCCUUUGCUGACAACACCCUCCCCCCUGGGGGACUACUGGUGUCUAACAAGCUGCUGUGUCACUAGAUUAAAUAGGACUCCUGAGACAUGUCAUUGCAGAUGGUGUUGAUCGGUCUCCUGAGGUAAAAGGUGGAAGGAUUGUCCUCCUCCCAAUACACCUUGCCUCUCCUGACGACAGCAUCCAUGAACAUCUGACACUCACAAGCUCCAUAUUGACUGUGUCUAAAACAGGACAUGAAGACAGUACUUGCCUCCACACAGUGAAAAGACCAGUUGGAUUUACCCGUUUUUUGCGAUUCAUUCCAGUGUGUUCCUGGCUAUGAACAGAACAGAGGAUAUUGUUAACUUGGAAUCUGGUUGGCACUGAAGCUGUAGCCUCAGUGUAAAAUGGGUACUUCACAAUUAAAAAGAGGCAGGACAGUUGAUUCUGCCAGUGACACAGCUCUAGCCAGAUUACCACAUUAACCCUGCAUGAACUAACCUUCAUGUCCACAUUAGCACAACUCUGUCCCCCCAUCCAGUCCCUGCACUCCCUCUCAUCAUCUGAGAUGAAUCAUACAACACAGGAUCAUGACUGGCUUGUUAAAACAAGGGACUGAAAAGUCAUGAUAUUCAUGGACACUUGGAUAACCACAACAUGCCUGGAGGAAAAUAUCUCAUUGGUGGCAUUUUGACUGGUGGGUG
This is a messenger RNA of Hypomesus transpacificus, 3241 nucleotides long. Its product is annotated as nuclear receptor coactivator 7. Lineage: Eukaryota; Metazoa; Chordata; Actinopteri; Osmeriformes; Osmeridae. Gene Ontology annotation, cellular component: nucleus. The record is from RefSeq and is a predicted model, not a curated record. Bases 236 to 2545 code for a protein of 769 amino acids. The transcript has 16 exons. Gene Ontology annotation, biological process: regulation of transcription by RNA polymerase II; response to oxidative stress.